AUUCUAUCAAUAAUUAAUUUAUUUUAUUAAUAAAUAAUUUAUUUUAUCAAUAAAUAAUUUAUUUUAUAAUUUUUUAAUAUUUUAAAUAAUUUUAAUAAAUAAAGUAAAAGUUUUGAUGAUUGACGAAUUGUUAUGUGUGUGGAAUGGUAUUUUUUCCGAGUCUAAUGAUUACUCGUUUGGCUACAAUGAGAAAUUAUACAACAUUUCAUUCACGCAAGAGUUUGCAAAUUUUGUCACUAAUUCGCUGAGCAAUUCUUCCACCAAGGACCCGUUAAGCGCUAAAAAUGACCCGAAACCCUACAGCUUUAAACAUAUUCUACAACUUAUUCUACAUCAUAAUGACCCGGAACUCGUCCAAGAAGCGCUACAAUCUCUCUUCAAUCUACGCGAAUCUCUCAUCAAUGUGUUUGGAGAGGUGUCUGUGGAGAAUGGGUUUGAGGAUUUACUGAGGGAUUCGAUAAAGUUAAUAAUAGUUGACGCGUUUAACCGGAAGGUGAAGGAGGGGAAUUCGGACUACGCGCCCGUGUUACUGGACGUUUCAGGCGUUAAACACAUUGAAAAUUACCUCAAAGUCACAAGGGAAAUCAUGUCACUCGUAAAUAAUAUCAACCAAAUUAAUCAAAAAAUCGCAAAAACACAGCAGAAAAUUGAACAAGUAAGACUGGAGAGAAAUUUAAUCGACUCUGAACUCACCAAAUUCCAACAAUUUAAACCCUAAAAACCUAUUAACUAAGCUGUAAACUGGAUGUUCCUUGGAAUGUGUAACAAAUGUGAAUAAAUCAGCGUAAACACUGUGGAAAAUAAUUUACUAUAAUAAUUUAAUAAUUUUUUUAA
This is a messenger RNA of Theileria parva strain Muguga, 834 nucleotides long. RefSeq lists its product as uncharacterized. The record is from RefSeq and is a predicted model, not a curated record. Bases 116 to 718 code for a protein of 200 amino acids. Lineage: Eukaryota; Apicomplexa; Aconoidasida; Piroplasmida; Theileriidae. The transcript is spliced from 3 exons.